AUGGCCAGCCCAGUUUCGAGCAUUCCAAGGAAACUCUCAGCUGUACUGUGGGACAUUGAUGGCACUUUAGUGAACUCGACUGCCCUGGCAUGGACAAGCACCAACACCGUGCUCCAAGAGAAUGGCUUCAAGGUGGUCUCCGAAGACGAAUACAAGGAAGCCACACGGCUGACCACUCCAGCCAGGCUGGCGUUCCACGCCACCGGCGACCAAAACCAUGAGGUUGGCUUGAAGUUGGCCAAAGAGUUCGAUGAUCACUAUGUGGGACUCGUGUCCAAAGCGACCGUGCCGCUUGUCCCGGGACUGCAAGAAGUCUUGGAAACCUUGGAGAAAGAUGGCCUCAUACUGGGUGCUUUAAGCAACGCCUGCGGUGCAUAUGUCCGAGCUGUGCUGAAAGCACACAAUUGGUCAGAGAGCUUCAAGACACAGUUGGGAGCCGAUGAAGUCUCUGAGGCCAAGCCUGGGGCUGGAGGUUUGCUGAAGUGUUGCGAAGUUCUUCGGACCGACCCAAGUUCUACAUGUUAUGUAGGUGACUCACCAGGUGAUGGCAAAGCCGCCAGAGCUGCAGGCAUGUUUUGUGUCGGCGUGCGUUGGGGCGGCCAAGCAGAGGAAGGCCUGCGGUCGAACUUCGACGAAGUGGUUAGCACGGCAGACGAGCUGAUAGAAGAGGAGGAGUGGCGGCAGUCCUUAGCCGAAGCUCCGGCGAACCGAUUAAUGUCCCUUGCCACCGACCUUACGUUGGGAGCUUCAGCGGUGUCUGCACGCAUGAGAUUGACCUCAGACCACAUGCAUGAGCUGCACUUGAAGCCUCCUUUGGAGGUAGACAAAGCGGCUUUUGCUGGGACUCAAUUGUGGCCCAAGUUCGUUGAAGCCGGCAAUGAGACCUCCAGGCACGGACGCCUCAAGUUCCCAGACUUCCAAAAGUUCAUUUUGAAGGUGGGCCGGGCGCGAUCCAACGCGGACGAAGGAAUUGCAGAAGCAAUUGAUGCUGUUUAG
This is a messenger RNA of Durusdinium trenchii, 996 nucleotides long. The record is from the annotation of a GenBank genome assembly. Lineage: Eukaryota; Dinophyceae; Suessiales; Symbiodiniaceae.